CGGUGCGCUGUGUCCCUCGGACACAGUGGAUCACCAAUCCAUGAAAAGAGCCGAAGAUGUCGGCUCGGUCAUGUGAUCAGCUGUGUCCAAUCACAGCUUAUCACUGAUGAUCAGUGUGGCCCCAGGAGUGCCACCUGUCAGUGUCCAUCAGUGCCAGCUGUCAGUGCUGAAAAGUUCCACAUGCCAGUGCCCAUCAGUGCCUACCAGUACACAUCAAUGCGACAUAUCAGUGCCCAUCAGAGCUGCCUUUCAGUGUCACCCAUCAGUGCCACCUAUGAGUGCCGCCAAUCAGUGCCGCCUAUCAGUGCCAUAUAUCAGUGCUGCCUUUCAGUGCCCAUCAAUGAUGCCUGUCUAGCCCAUCAGUGCCGCCUACCAGUGCCUCCUCAUCAAUGCCACCUAUCAGUGUCCAUCAGUGCAGCUUAUCAGUGCCCAUCAUUGCAGCCUCAUUAGCCACACAUCAGUG
Messenger RNA from Staurois parvus, 463 nucleotides. NCBI's taxonomy places the organism in Eukaryota, Metazoa, Chordata, Amphibia, Anura, Ranidae. The record is from the annotation of a GenBank genome assembly.